Messenger RNA from Nomascus leucogenys (northern white-cheeked gibbon), 1389 nucleotides. RefSeq names its product neuroblastoma breakpoint family member 3-like. The record is from RefSeq and is a predicted model, not a curated record. The transcript is spliced from 2 exons. The coding region runs from base 476 to 829 and encodes 117 amino acids. NCBI's taxonomy places the organism in Eukaryota, Metazoa, Chordata, Mammalia, Primates, Hylobatidae.
UUUAAGAUCUUUGACAUAUUUGUCCUUGAAAUUCCCAGUAAAAGGGAAACCAUCAGUCCCAUAGUCCGAGGGGCCUUCCCGACUGUACAGGAAAUCACUGCUUCAUGCCUCAGUGCAGUGUUUUAGAGGGGAGGCUGCAAGGCUUGGGAAAGUGGCCCACAUUCAGAGUCAGACCUCAGGGGCUGUGAAUUCUGACUCCACUUAAUUGUGGUUGAAUCAUCUUGUCAACUUCCUUGAUGUGCCUUGAGUUUCUGUUUCUUCGUCUCUAAAUUUUGGAGGACCAGAUGCCAGAAAGUCGGGAGACUGAGGAGUAAAGAUGUGGAAAUCCCUGGCGAGAGCCUGGUACUGGGGACAGUUUUGUCCUUGGGAUGGACCUUGCUCCUGCCCUGUAGGCAGUGACGAGAGCAGCAUGUCCAGGCUUUCACUGAGGCAGGCGUGUCUGUCUUUUCUCAGAGUCUGAAGACGCAAAGACCUCAUGAAGUCUACGCUGAGGGAUGAGCGGCUGUUCAUGGAAGAGGAGCUUUCGGAGCAGCUCAGGCAAUAUGAAGUCCUGGUUUUCUCUCGGGAACGGGAGCUGACCCGGUUAAGCGUGAAGUUACGGGAAGGGAGAGAUGCCGCCCGCUCAUUGAUUCGGCAUCUCCAGGCCCUUCUAACUCCGGAUGAGCUGGACAUGUCCCAGGGGUGGGACCUCCGAGAACAGCUGGCUGAGGGAUGUAGGCGGGCGCAGCACCUCAUCCAAAAGCUCAGCCCAGGUAAGGUGGCCAUAGGUCCUGAUGACCCAAAACCCCAGGCUUAUGAGAGACUCCAGACCUCCAUACUUUCACAAUGACAGUUGUAGCGGUGGUGUUUUUUCCCACUAAACAUAUGUGGCCAUGACAUGACCAGGACUUCCUGGGUAAGAACAGAGAUGGGAAACCCAUGGGGUUGGAGGUCACAGUAUUGCAAAUGUCCCUCCAUCCUUGAUGGAAGGUGGUCUUUGGAGCAAGAAGCAGCAUGCUUAUAGUUUUAAAGGACAGGAAGGAGGCUGUGACAGGAGGGCACUUGUUAGAGUGAAAAGAGCUCUGGACUCAGAAGGCAGGUUCACAGGCUGUCUCUUUGGCAAUGUUCUUAGUAACUGUCGGUGAGUGAGUGAUUUAUCCUUCCUGAGUUUCUCUGUCUCCAUCUGCAAAGGCACGCAAAUGGUCUCUUGCAAGUGUCUGAAGCAUCCAAAUGUGGGAACACUUAAGACUGCCUUUCAAAAUGAGAUAAAGCCCCUUGCCGUGUGGUGCUGCAGAAGGCACUUGAUGUGGGGGCAUUUGGUGGUAGGAAGUGCUUCAGACUGGAGCCCUCCCCAUAGAGAGAAUGUCCCUGAAUAACACGGCAGAAGCCACAUGAAGGAGGGCCGGUGAA